This is a messenger RNA of Lemur catta (Ring-tailed lemur), 7401 nucleotides long. Its product is annotated as leucine-rich repeat-containing protein 37A3-like. NCBI's taxonomy places the organism in Eukaryota, Metazoa, Chordata, Mammalia, Primates, Lemuridae. Bases 1236 to 7346 code for a protein of 2036 amino acids. The record is from RefSeq and is a predicted model, not a curated record. Gene Ontology annotation, molecular function: protein binding. The transcript is spliced from 14 exons.
AUGUUAAUUCUAUUUAAAUAAAACCAGUGAAGGUAAUGUCAAACGUUAAGAAUACCAGCUUCCUGUGAAAUGUGAAAGGAAGGAAGGAAGUCAGCACUGAUUUGAGAAAUACGAUUGUAACAACAGGUCCAUCCCUAAAUGAGGCAAAUCUUGGAAUCACUUCCAACUUAAAACCAUUACUAUGCACCAAGCCAUGUGCUGGACACUGGGACAAAAGAUGAAGCACCUCAGUUUACAUAUUACAGGGUGUAGCAAACAAUCAACAAGUCAUAAGAUAGAUAGGAAGCAUUGUGAAUUAAGUCAGUUGGUUUCUAGAAGCAUUGUGAAUUAAGUCAGUUGGUUUCUAUUAUACCGGUAUUUCAAGAAAAUUAUUUAACCUGCUGACUUUAAGAUCCUAAGUGUCUUCUCCGUGUGUCACACAGGAUAGACCUCUGAAAAGUGGCAUAGUUACUUCUGGGUUAAUGGCUGUGUUUAGCCAAGGCAGGAUGGGGGGAGUUUGCCCAUGCUGACAUAAAGGGCUAUUCACUCGGAUUCACACAUUCUCUCCUAGACUGAAUUGCACAACUCCUAAAACCCAUCCUACAGAAAUUUGGGAGUCAUCACUGAUUCCGUGGCAGCCCCUAUCUAAUAGAGUGGUGAAUAUGAAUUAUCAAACGUGGAACAAAGGAUACCGAAAGUUGAGGAAAAUGGUAACAUUUUCGAGUAAAUAACCGUAAUGUGUGUUCUGCCUGCCACCCUAACUGGUGCUCAUUUGGCAGGAGGGUUGCGUUUCUUGGAAGCAGUCCUGCCCGGGAGAGGAAGAAUCUCUCUCAGAUUUUAGCCUGGAGGAAGACAAGGUGAGGCUGCCCAGACUGGACUAACACUUCUGAAUGUACGGAGAGGCGAGGCCCUGUGACUUCCUUGGGAAGCUCAGCCGUCCCUACCCCAAUGGGCUGCUGGAGUUCUGGGGCCACCCGGGUGUGUGGCCCAAAUGCUGCCUCGCUAAGGGGGUAGUGGUGUUCCUGUGGGGGACAGCUGUCCCUCUGCAGGGGAAGAGAGGCUUGGGCCCAGUGAUUGUGGGGAAAAGCGCGCCCUGGUGGCACGCAGCCCAUCUGGGCCUGAGCUAAAUAAAGGCCGCUGCAGAAAUACAGGUGUCACAGAGAAAGGGCGGGGCCGCGCGCGCCUUUGCUACAGGGUCGUGGGCGGGGCUGCCAGAAGUGUUCUGGCUCCCGCUCGCGCAGGAGCCUCUGCACGUCAUGUCCCUACUGAGCCUCUGGACCCUACGGGUCCUUCUCACGUGGGAAUCGUUGUGGCUGCUGAUCCAGGCAGCUCCGCUUCGGGGGUGGGCCCGGGACCCGGUCCCGCUGUCCUCUGAACCCCGAGGACCGACCGAGCCCUGGCCUUCCCGCUCCUCUGAUCCCCCACCCGAAUCGCCCCAUGCGCUUGCACCCGCGGCACACCCCGAGGGCUUUGCUUCCCUGGGGUCCUCUGCUUCUUCCCAGAUGUCGGCCCCGCCUCAGGAGUUGACUGACACUUUGGCUCCCUUCCUGGACACGCGUUCAGCUCAAGAGCUGCCUCCAGGGCCAGAUGGGUUUGCUGUUCCACAUCGGGAUCCGAAUGACAAGCUGACUGGACAACAAAGGCUCCCGGAGGUGGUUCCAGUGCCAGGCUCGGAUCAGACUCAAGUCGUAGCUCUGCCUCCUCAACUCAGAGGUAGUCAGAGUUCAAGACCAGGAAGGUUUAUUAUUUCACCAAAGAACCUGAAGAAUGAUCUAGGUCAGCAUCGACGGCUUGCUAAGGUGGUUCCUGGAACUUCAGAUCAAUUUACAUCGAAACCUCAGCAACAACCACAAACUCUACAGGAUGACGCUUAUCUAGAUCCAAGUAUGGGUAUAGUUUAUCCUACUGGUCCACCUCUGGAAUUCCCAGAGAACUUCGUUGAGCCUCCAAGGCCCCCUGAACUUUCUCAAUUCCACCUAGGGGAUGAAACUCAAAAUCCAGAGACCCCUGAGGAGAUCCGAUCUUCUUCACUCCAGCAAGAAGCCUCAGAACAAUCCCCUGAGGAGGUAGAACCUUCUUUAACCCAGCAGGAGGUCCCAGCUCAGCAGCUACCUGAUACUGGAGAGGUUGUAGCUCAGCCAUUAACACGUGAUGAAGUAGAUGUUCCAUCUACAAGUCAGACUGCAGCUCAGCACUCACUCUUCUCCAGAGUCACAGGUAAACCUGUGGAUCUGGAGCUUACAGUAACUCCAGAGGCAGGUACCAACAUUGAACCUGCUCCAACUCAGCAGCAGGCCCCAGCUCAGCCUCCAGAGCACCCUGAGGAGGUAGAACCUUCCUCAACCCAACAAGAGGCCCCAGCUCCUGAGGAAGUUGAACCUCCCUCAACCCAACCUCAAAGACCAGAGCUCUCUGAGGAGGUGGAACCUUCUGCCACCUGGGAGGAGACCCCAGCUGAGUUUCCAGGCUUUCCUGUGGAGGCUGAACCUUCCCCGAGUGAACAGGAGCAGUCAGCUCAGCCUUCUGAGUCUCCUGAGGAGAGUGAAACUUCCUUGACCCAGCAGGAGGCCACAGCUCAAGCUCCAGAGUCUCCUGAGGAGAUUAUCGUUCAAAUGCCACCAAAUUAUGAGGUGACAGUUCAACCUCAUCAUUAUAAUUUGCCCCAUGUUACAGUUAAACCUCCGGAUGUGGAGGUUACCAUCACUUCGGAGCCUUCCAAGAAGGCUGACUCUUCUGCAGCCCAGCAGGAGCAACAAGCUCAGUCUCCAGAGCAUCAUGAGGUAACAGUUUCUCAAGUUCAGCCUCCAGUGUUACACUAUGUCGCUAUAAAACCUGUGGAUCAUGUGGUUACCACAACUCCAGAGUCCAUGAAUGAACUUGAAAUUCCAAGCCAACAGGAGGCCCCAGCUCAGUCUUCAGUGGUCCCUCAGCAGUUUAAACCUUUGAAAGGCCAAGAAGAGGUUAUAUUUCAGCAGCCCAACUUCCCUGAAAAGGAUGAACAUUCUCCAGUGCAUCAAGGGGUCCCAACUCAGCCUGAAGAGCUUCCUGAGGAACCAUCUCCAAGCCAGCAGGAAAUCUCAGCAUUACCUCAAGAGCCCCCUGUGGGUAUUGGACCGUCUCCAGGCCAGCAACAGCACGCAACUCAGCCCCCAGCAUCCUAUUCGGUUUUCAGUCCGAUUGGUGAUGCAAUUACUCUGUCACCUCUAGAUCUGUCUAUGAUUUUCAGAGGUCCUUCAGUGUUGCCUAAAACCACAGUUAACCAUGUGGAUUUGGACAUUACCAUAACUACAGCAGAGCCCACUACGAAUGCUGAGCCUUACCCAGUCCAGUGGGAGGGCACUGCUCAGUCUACAGUUUCCACUGAACAGGCUGAAUUUUCUGCAAUCCAGUCUGAUCCCUUUGCCCCACUUCAUGAUCCCCCUGAAAUGUUUGAGUCUUCUGUAGCCCAGCAAGAAGCCACAGCUCAGCCUCCAGAUCACCCUGAGGAGUUAAUACAUUCUCCAGUCCAACAGGAGGCCCCAGCUGAGCCACCAGCGUCCCCUAUGGAGGUUGAACCAUCUGGGACCCAGCAGGAAGCCUUGGGCCGUCCUCCAAAGUCCACUGAAGAGGUCAGACCUUCUCCACCUCAGCAGGAGUUUCUAGCUCAGCCUCCAGAGCCGCCUAAGGAGGUUGUAGCUCACCCUUCAGUGAAUUAUGAGAUGCCAGUUCCAUCACCAGGUCAGGAUCAAGCCCAGUAUCCAACAUUGCCCACUGUCACACUUCAGCAUUUGGACCUGGCCCUUACCAUAACUCCAGAACCCUCUACGGAGGUUGAACCUUCUCCAACCAGGCAGGAGACCCCAACUCAGCCUCCAGAGCCGCCUAAGGAGGCUGUAGCUCACCCUCCUGUGAAUUAUGAGAUGACAGUUCCAACACCAGGUCAGAGUCAAGCUCAGCGUCCAAUGUCACCCACUGUCACAGUUAGUCCUUUGCACCUCCAGCUUACCAUAAUUCCAGUGUUCACUGCAGAGGAUGAACAUUCUAUAGCUCCUUCUUCAAAGCAUCCUGAGGUGACAAUUCCACAUCCAGACCAGAUACAGACUCAGCAGCCAAACUUGAAUGAAGUCACAGUUAAACCUUUGGACCAGGAAUUUACUGUAACUUCAGAACACACUGCAGAGGUUAACCCUUCUCCAACCAUGCAGGAGACCGCAACUCAGCCUCCAGAGCCGCCUAAGGAGGUUAUAGCUCCUGCGUAUUCUGCGAUAACAGUUCCAACACCAAGUCAAGCUCAAGCUCAAGCUCAGCAUCCAGCGUCACCCAGUGUCCCAGUUCAACAUUCGGACCUAGAGUCUACCGAGAGUUCAGUAUCCACCACGCAGGCUGAACAUCCUGUUGCCCUGGAGAAGCCUGUAGCUCCACCUCCAGACCAGGUUCAGACUCAGCCUCCAAACCUGCCUGAAGUUACAGUUCAACCUUCUGAGAUGGAUUUUACUGUAAAUUACAUCUCAGAACAGAAUGCCCCCACAUAUGCCACCAACAUAUGUGAGCUCUGUACCUGCAAAGAUGAGACAAUGUCGUGUGUUGGUCUCAGCCCAAAGAAGAGGCUCCGCCAAGUGCCUGUGCAGGAGCCUAAUGCCUAUAAUGGCACCUUCACCAUCUUAAAUUUCCAUGGAAAUGCUAUUUCUCACAUUGAUGGGAAUGUAUGGAAAUCAUACCCUUGGACUGAGAAACUAAUUCUCAGUGAAAACAAUUUGACGGAAUUACGCAAAGAUUCAUUUGAAGGCCUGCUAUCCCUCCGGUAUUUAGAUUUAUCAUGCAAUAAAAUACAGUCAAUUGAAAGAGGUACAUUUGAAACCCUCCCGUUUUUGCAGUUUGUAAAUCUUGGUUGCAAUUCACUGACAGAAGUGACCUUUGGAACAUUUCAGGCUUGGCAUGGAAUGCAAUUUUUACAGACGUUAAUUCUCAAUCAAAAUCCUCUGGCCACUGUUGAAGAUUCAUAUCUUUAUAAAUUGCCAGCAUUAAAAUAUCUAGACGUGGGAACAACACAAGUCUCACUUACAACAAUUGAGAACAUCCUCAUGGAAACUCUUGAGUUGGAAAAACUGAUCUUACCUAGCCGUCUGGCCUGCUGCCUCUGCCAAUUUAAAAGUAAUAUUGAGGCUGUCUGCAAGACAGUGAAGCUACAGUGUGACAAUGCAUGUCUGACAAGCACCACAGAUUGUCGUGAAGAAGCAUCUCUAGGGAAUACAGAAGGAUCGCUCAUAAAGGUAUUACAAGCCCGAAAGAAGCACACCAGCACUGAGCUGACUAUUGAGCCAGAGGCACCCUCGGAUAAACAUGGCAUCAGCUUGUCAGGCUUCACGAACGAGCCGCUGGACUUCAACGAUGAAAGCGAUGUUAUUAGUGCACUAAAUUACAUAUUGCCUUACUCCUCAGAGGGAAAUCUAGAAGAUGUGGAAUCAACAUUAUUACCGUUCAUUAAACUGCUUUUUUCAAAUCAACAAGAUGGAGACAAGCCCCUGAGUCAUCUGCAAAACAAUAUAAAGACCCCCUCUCUUCAACCUGCAUCCAACAAUCCAACUUACACAAAUAAACUGAGGAAACUCUAUUUCCUGAAAAAUUUAUUACGUGCAGAAAUUCAAGAAAAAAUUGAUGAGGUUAAAAAGAAAGAAAAAGCUACCAUGCUUAUGCAGUCCAGACUUUUAGGUCCCAAAUUUAAACGCCAAAUCUUUCCCAAAAAUUUGGAAACCACUCAACCACAGGAAAACAGCCUGGCAGAGACUGAGGGUAUAGGGAAAAGGCGGCAGAGGAUGAAGAUAGUCCUCAAGGGGCCCAAGGGCAUAAGGAAAAAGCUCUUAGAAAAGGAGAGAAUCAGGAGGAAACAGAGUGCCUGGCCAGUUGCAAAGGAAAUUGCCGAAGCGAGAAGGCUUGGGAGACCAGUCCCAAGUGAACUGGAACAGCUUCCCGGGGUGCAGAGCCCCAAGAAGUUUGUGGGAAGCUCCUUGCACACCAAGCCUUCGUUCACGCAGGAGCAUAAGGCAGCUGUCUCUUCUUUACUGAAACAGGUCUCGGUGGGCGUGCCUGCUGCUCCCACCACUGCAAAACCCCCACCUAAGGUUAAAAACAAAUCAAAAGGCUUGACCGACACCAUUUUUGUUUUAGAAGACGCAAAUGCUAGAGUUAAAAGUAUGGAGGCUGCUAAGCCAAUCGUACAUUCCAGAAAAAAAUACCGCUUUCGUAAAACUCAUUCCCAUGUGGCCCAUGGGACACCCAAGGGCAAACUAAGUCAAGAGGUCAAAACGGAAAGUUUGCUCAAAAGACUGGUGUUUGCAAACAGGCCUCCGUUCUCUCCAGUCAGGAGCCUCAUCAAUUCCCCUUCACGUGAAGCUUUUUCAUCUUCAGGAGACCCGAGUCAUCAGGAGAAUCCUUUUCCAGAGUUAUUUUCCCUUUCAGAAGUUUCUACAGCACACAUUGGUACAUCCCCUGAAGGAAAUGCAAAGAUUUCUGUAGCAAGCACUGCUGUGCCCGGAGAAGCUGUCCCUGAAAGCACAACCUAUGAGAAUCCUUCCACUGCAGGGUCCACUGGGGCUGCAUUCAACAUAAUGCCAACGGUUAAAGAAGCCAGCGAAACCCAGUGGGAAUACCACAACACCGGCACUGACUUCACCCCCAUGCCCCACGGCUUUAAUUAUCCCGUGAGCUCAUCCCCAGGUGAUCAGUUUGAAAUGCAGCUAAACCAGCAGCUACGAUCCCUCAUCCCCAACAAUGACGUGCGAAGGCUCAUUGCUCACGUCAUCCGGACUUUGAAAAUGGACUGUUCUGAGAGCCAUGUGCACUUGGCCUGUGCCAAGCUCAUCGCUAGAACAGGCCUCCUGAUGAAGCUUCUCAGUGAGCAGCAAGAAGUGAAAGUAUCCAAGGCAGAAUGGGACACAGAUGAAUGGAAAACCGAGAACUAUAUCAGUGAGAACACAGAACCCCAGAGCGAGCAGAAAGAGCAGGAGUCAAGUGAGCUCACUAAAAAAGUUCCAAGAUAUGGCUAUAACAACAAACUCAUCUUGGCAAUAUCUGUGACUGCAACAGUGACGAUUUUGAUUAUAAUUUUCUGUCUCCUUGAGAUUUAUGUUCACAGGGGAGGAACACAGGGAGAACUGGAAGGAUCCUCGAGGAGGCGCUAUUUCUGCGGAUGGCGACCACUUUGGCUUAGGGAUAUGUACAGACCUCUCAAUGCCACACGCCAGAAAAAUAUGGCAGAGAAGCUACACGACAAGGAGUCUUCUGAUGAGGAGGAGAUUUUCCACAAGGAUGCAGGGGAGCUCACGGAAGUUGUGGUGACCACACCGGUGGAGUCAGCUGAAGCACCGGAGGAGGAGGAGGAGGAAGCAUAGUGCCCCAGCCUGCCUCAGGCAGCCUGUCAAUAAAUUCUCUAACAUUGGCUUCUCA